This is a messenger RNA of Doryrhamphus excisus (bluestripe pipefish), 5580 nucleotides long. RefSeq names its product opioid binding protein/cell adhesion molecule-like (gene opcml). Lineage: Eukaryota; Metazoa; Chordata; Actinopteri; Syngnathiformes; Syngnathidae. The record is from RefSeq and is a predicted model, not a curated record.
CUCCAAAAGAUACACUACCGAGCAGAGUGGAUGGAGUAUUGGCAGCUUUACGGUGCCACGCUAUUCGGAUAGCCAAAGCACAAGGAGACUUUGCAUCUUUGUGAAAGCAUCCAUUUCACGGAGGCAACACUCUGAAGCGGUGGGAGGCGGGGAACGCUGCCUUUUUUUCCCUUUUCCUCCGACCUCAGAAGUCAUUUUCUUGGAGCGGGCUGGCUCUCCUUCUCUCUCUCGUCCUUUUUUUGCGGACACACGCAGACCGGCAAGGUGUUUCAUAACCAGCUUGUUUACUAGCGAAGAGCUCCAAUUCCGACGAGAGGAAUAAAACGGACGUUUCAAGUUUUCCUGGAAGUUGCGCUUCGACCGAAAAACAUGGGAAUUUGUGGGUUUUGGACGGUGUCUGGGAAAUGCCUCGUCGUCCUCGGACUUAAAUUGUUAUUCCUUGUACCUGCAGGAGUUCCGGCCAGAAGCGGUGAUUCCGUAUUAAAGGACAACAUCACCGUGAGACAAGGAGACAGCGCCGUCUUAAAAUGCAGUGUGGACAGUAAAGUGUCACGAGUGGCAUGGCUCAAUCGCACCACCAUUCUUUUUGCAGGAAAUGAGAAAUGGUCGCUGGACCCUCGUGUAAUACUGAUGGAAAAUACAGCGGUUACAGAAUACAGCAUCAAGAUCCAAAAUGUGGAUGUGCACGAUGAGGGACCCUACGUUUGCUCCAUCCUUACCAAUAAGAAACCAAAAUCCAUAAAAGUGCAUCUCGUUGUUCAAGUUCCUGCUCGGAUCACAAAUAUAUCGAAGGACAUCGCAGUAAAUGAGGGCAGCAAUGUCAAUCUCAUGUGCUUCGCAGCGGGUCGACCAGAGGCGAACAUUAUGUGGAGGCAUCAUUCCCCGAGAGGCACACAUAAAUUUGUAACAGAAGGAGAGCAUCUGGAGUUGACAGCCAUCACCAAAGAGCAGUCUGGAUCGUACGAGUGCAUCGCCUCUAAUGACAUCUCAUCCCCUGAUGUUCGGACAGUGCAGGUCACAGUCAACUAUCCACCCUUAAUUUCUAAGGCAAGGGGUACGGGUACUGCAGUUGGACAAAAAGGAGUCCUUCAAUGCGAAGCCUCGGCUGUCCCCUAUGCAAAUUUUGAGUGGUACAAAGAAGAUCGCAGGCUUUCCAAUGGAAUCAAUGGGAUUAAGAUCGAAAAUCAAGGCAAACAGUCGAUGCUCAUCUUUUUCAAUGUUUCGGAAGAAGAUUACGGAAACUACACGUGUGUUGCCAUGAACACCAUGGGGAUCACUAAUGCCAGCAUAAUUCUUUAUGGUCCCGGUGCAAUGCAUGAUGUCAAUGGGGCAGCUGUUUUACCCCGAUUCUCCUUUUGCCCCCUGCUGAUGAUGACCUUGCUCUACCUGCUGAAGUUCUGACAACCUCCAAGCUUCACUCUGCAUUGAACAGACUGUUUGCUCUGUAAAAAAAAAAAAAGAAUGAAAACUAGGAGUGCCCGUGAUUCACCUUUUUGUUUUGAGGUCUUUUUUUUUUAUUAUUUCAAUUGUUUUGCUCUUUUGUAUUGGAAUCUGCUCUGGAUGGGAGUCAGUCCAAUGAAGGGAAUCAUGAACUAAUUUUAAUGCUGAUAGAAGUACUGAGUUUGUGUAUCCCCCAAUUUUUUGUAUGUGAAACGGGAAAAAAAAAACGAGUAAUUGUUAAUAGUUGACUGUUUCUUGCCUAAUAUUGGAGUGCACAUUCUGAUGAUUAUUGUGUAAUGUCUAUGUGUACAAUGCAACUUAACUUUUUUUAAGUAAACGAUGAAAGGGAAAUGUGAUUGUUGAAUCUGACUGUAUUUUUACAGUUGUAUGCAAAACAGAAUACGACAUUCUUCAUGAUAAGCAGUUCUAAAUGAAAACACAAUGAAUUCUCAGGCGAGUCCUACAACAUAAUGCAUCGAAAUUGUAAUUCACAUUAGACUUUAGAAACUGUACCAAUCUAUACAGAAGAAGAAAAAAAACCUGUUUGCUUUAGAUGUUUUGUUCAUGGUGUGUUUUCUCUCUGCAGGGGUGUGCAUUGAAGAUGUAUGUAUGUUUAUUUGAGGUUAUUUUGCAUUGCAGCUGAUGUGAUAAGUUGUCAAAUAGUCCCAUUUACACAGAAUUCACAGUAUGCAAACCCAACGUAACAAAUGCAGAAUUUUCUUUUGUUUCAUAUAAAAAAAAAUAAGAGUGGUCACAAAAAAAUGUUGAUUGUUGUGAAUCAUACGCUAUGAAUGUUACAAUCACCAGAUUUAGGACACAUUGUGAAAACCCGAAUCAUCUGAAGAAAAAAAAAAGUACUCCAAAUCAGAAAAUAAAUAGCACAAUAGCUUAUACUAUAUCAAUACAAACAAUAUAAAGCUUUUGAUGAACUGGGUUAAAUAUGUUUUUUUCUGUAAUAAAGGGACAAAGACACACUGAGAUAGAGUUGUACACUCAAAUACGCUCCUAUUGGGCUUUUUUUUUAAUCAAAAAAUUGCACUUUCAAGCCCAAAACAAGAAUACAGUAGAUCCCCGCUUUUCUGUAGGGAUACAUUCAGGACCACCGGUGAACGGCAAAAAUCUACAAGUACCGUAUUUUCCGGACUAGAAGUCGCUCCGGAGUAUAAGUGAAAACAACAAAAAUAACCAAAGGCGGAAACGAAAGACAAAUAAAUUGUUGGUAAACGCGAGGUACCUCUGUAAUGUGGAAGUGGUUUCAAUAAUGCCGAUGUACGUCUAGUAGGCAAGUGAUUCGACCAUAUAUGAGCUUCACGGCUCAUUUCAAGUCGUCCCGUCUCGAGACUUUUGUUUUUUUCCAAUUUUUCCAGGAAUGGGACUUAGAUGAGAAGAAACUUGAAAAUUCCUGUGGAAAUUUUGAUGGGCAUGCCACCCAUUCUGUGCACCUCAGGCCCGGUGUCUGCUGUGCCACGCAAUGCCAUGUGUAGAUUACACAAGGAAUUUAGCAAAACAGCUAACAUGCUAACUGUUAGCACGCCCAUAACAAGUGACAGUUGAUCUAAUGCUAUGAAAGCAGCUACCCUCAACAACUGGAAAAAUCUACAAGUACUGUAUUUUCCAGACUAGAAGUCGCUCCGGAGUAUAAGUGAAAACAACAAAAAUAACCAAAGGCGGAAACGAAAAGAUGAAUAAAUUGUUGGUAAACGCGAGGUACCUCUGUAAUGUGGAAGUGGUUUCAAUAAUACCGAUGUACGUGGAGUAGGCAAGUGAUUCGACCAUAUAUGAGCUUCACGGUUCAUUUCAAGUCGUCCCGUCUCGAGACUUUUGUUUUUUUCCAGUUUUUACUUACUUUUUACUCAAAAAUUCCUGUGGAAAUUUUGAUGGGCAUGCCACCCAUGCUGUGAACCUCGGGCCCGGUGUCUGCCGUGCCACGCAAUACCAUGUGUACAUUACAUGAGGAAUUUAGAAAAAAAGUUACCAUGCUAACUAUUAGCAUGCUAGCACGUUAGCAUUGCAGAGCGUGCCCAUAACAAGUGCCAGUUGAUCUAAUGUUGUGAAAGCAGCUACCCUCAACAACUGGAAUAGACUGGCUAGCUUUGGACACUCCCUACACAGUGCCUGACAUAAAUACGCUUGCUUUUAAUUAAUUAAUAUUUUCAAUAAAUUAUAUAAGGUUAAGGUGUGCAGCUUUUUAUACAAUACUCCGCAGAAUUAAAUUAUAUCGUCUCAUAAUAAUACAUACCAAAAAUAUUUUAAGGUCCAUAUCACCCAACACAUGUAAUUAUCCACCACUAAUCAGAGUCGCGGUGUAGAAGUGUAUGUGUGUAUAUAUGUUUCCCUUUUGCAUCUGAGGUGCGUUCAAGGCUCGUCGGACAAAGAAUCAAACACAUUUAAAGUAUAAAAUAUAUACAUGUAGUUAUCCACCACUAAUCAGAGUCGCGGUGUCGGAGAUUAUGUGUGUAUAUAUGUUUAAAUUUUGUGUCUGAGGUGCGUUCAAGGCCCGUCGGGCAAAAAAUCUCAAAGCUCGACUAAAAAAAAAAAACACACAUUAAGAUGUAAAAAUGGUCAACUUUUUUUAAACACAAUGGUGCAUGUAUGCAGUACAUUUUACCUCUAUUAAAUAUGUGAACAUUUUACAAUAUUUUUUUUUUUUGGACCAAAUAUACGCAAAUUUUGGGGGGCCGCGAAUGUGUGGGGAUCCACUGUAUUCUUCGAGUAAUCAAAUAAUUGUGAAUGAAUGUACUAUCUACCCAGUCCAUAUGCUUUUCCACUUUCCUGAAUGCGCAUUUUGUGCAUGUUUAACCCAAUUUGACCCAAAUUGUUUUGAAUUAUUUUGGGGGGUUUUUUGCUACAUUUUCAUGCUGCAUCUAUUGCGCAAUGGACAAAAAUUAAUUUAGCUGAGAUGGUGUUUCAUGAUGCAAUGUUAUGAUACCGUCCACACCUUCAAGUUAGUGUGUUAAGGUCGAAAACUGGUGCAUUUGGGAAUGUUUUCUUGUCAUAAUGUUUUCCGCGUCACCAGACAUGGACAUCCAGACAGCAGUUCGGGUUGGAUGUGGUGCUUUUGUCUUAAAGAGCAGGUCAAUUAGAAUUAAACUAAGUUAAUAUUGUUAUCAAAUAAAAACUGGUACUGGCAUUAACUUAAAGUUUUUAUACAUAUGGUAACAUCAACAAUGAGCUUAUUUAUUUUAAUUUGUGUAUGUACUCAGACUAUGCUGUUUUAUCAUCCUUAAUGCAUAACUCUGAUUUUUUUGUUUUCAUUUUUUUUUACCCUUUUCAGAGGAUGUGCACUUUUAUGGCUUAAUUGCUAAACACCUGUACGUUUAAUGACAUUGCUGGAGCUUACAAUAGUCACUAUUGUGGUAUAUUGUCAUUGUAUCAUUUUAUUGAAAAUUGUCCAUAAACGUGUUAAGUGGGAACUCAAGUCGCCUCGUAUUUGUUCUGAUACCAACUUUCUGUUCUUGGCAGUACAUUGGCUUUUCCCAUAAAUUCCAUAAGCCGCUACUUUUUUUUUUUGUUUAACGUUGAACUCUGCGGCUUAAUACAGCAGUGUUGCUAAUCUACGGCUAAAUUGUAAUCACUGUACAUCUCAUGUAUACAUCAGAACUACUAAUUAUUUAAAUACUUGCCACUUGUGAGUCAGUGAUGAAGCGGUAGCUCUUUAUUUGGCAGGCGCCAAUCAAGAGCCCAUUGCAAUACGCAGGAAAUCAGCAUGCAUAACAGUAACACAAUAGUCUGACUCACGGUGGCAUCCCAUCCGAGAACAACACAAAAUUCAUCACACAACAACUGAACUAUACAAACACGUACCAAUACAAGUUGAAUAGUUUUCCCAUCAGGCUUUGUGUCUGAGCAACGUAUUUUUAGAUGUGCUGCAUUGACGUCAGCCUCCCUCUCUCAUCUGGCAGUAAUGCAUUACAAUUAGAUGUUAAAAUAGCUGCUGUUUGCCAUUUUAAACUCAUAUCGGUACUUGAAACAUAUAUUUUUCAGGUACCCUUUAAGUGUUAAGUUGCUGUGUGGUGAGUUUAUUUAUUAUUAUUAUUUUUAUUUUAUUUUUUAUAGCUCAUGAAUGGCUCCUGUCAAAUAAAGAGCUCCCUGGUCCUCAUGUAGGCCGCAACAACAAAUUUUAUGACAUGGACAUGUGUG